ACUUCCCAUCCCAAAAACCAGUUGCACGCCUCCGCCCCCACCCAUGUUGGCAAGUGCGGAAGGAAGGCAGGAAGGAAGUGGCUGCCAGCAGCAUAUCCCACUUGGCUGCCACAUGGGUGCUGGACAUGCUUUGGCCGUAGGCUCACCCGAGUGCCCCGAGAAGUACGGUGAACAGGCGUAUGCCCACACCGAGAACUGUGACCAGUUCUUCCUCUGCACCAAUGGUACCCUGACCCUGGAGACCUGCGAGAAUGGGCUGCUCUUUGAUGGCAAGGGCGCCGUCCACAAUCACUGCAACUACAACUGGGCCGUCGACUGCAAGGGCCGUCAGUGGGAUCCCACUCCGAUCUCCUCGCCGGGCUGUGAGUAUCAGUUCGGUUUGUAUGCGGUGUCCAAGGACUGCGCCACCACGUACAUCAAAUGCGCCCACGGCGAACCCCACGAGCAGGACUGCGAUGCUGGCCUGGCCUACGAUGAGCGCAUCCAUGGCUGCAACUGGCCCGACCAGCUCCUCGAGCACUGCAAUCCCGAGGCUGUCGUUGGCUUCAAGUGCCCCACCAAGGUGGAUCCAAAUUCGGUGGCCGCUCGCUUCUGGCCCUUCCCACGCUUCCCCGUCUCCGGGGACUGCCAUCGCCUGAUCACCUGCGUGGAGGGUCAUCCCCGUCUCAUCAGCUGCGGCGAAGACAAAGUCUUCGAUGAGCACACGCUCACUUGCGAGGAGCCCGAAUACGCCAGCGGCGGUUGCGCCAACUACGGAAAGUAGAGAUCCAUCAUCGGACGUCGUCGUCGUCGUCGUACGAUCUCUGCUGGGAUCGGCUCUGUAUAUAAAUACGUACAUAUGAAAAGCUCAAUAGCUCCAGCUCUCCAGCUCCGACUAGCUGUAUCAAAUCCACUCCAAUCUAUUUAGCUCACCCUCUCUUGAGUCUUUUUUUUUCUUCCUGCACGCGUAUGCCGUAUGCCUUUCGCACUGUCCCGAAUUUCCUAGCGAAAAGAAACCCAAAACCUAAUUAAACAAAAUAUUGCAUAUAGUAGUUUUGCCUAUUAACAUUGUCGUCUAUCGUUCUUUCUUUCUUUCUGUAUUUAAUUCACUUUUUGUUGUUCUUUGGGCUCCCUGUUUUUGUAAAUGAAUCGCAAUAAAGUUAAUUUUAUUUAUUGUAA
Molecule: messenger RNA, 1158 nt
Organism: Drosophila obscura
Lineage: Eukaryota; Metazoa; Arthropoda; Insecta; Diptera; Drosophilidae
Product: protein obstructor-E
Exons: 4
Coding region: 44-763 (239 amino acids)
Cellular component (GO): extracellular region
Molecular function (GO): chitin binding
Source: RefSeq, a predicted model, not a curated record